Molecule: messenger RNA, 1317 nt
Organism: Micromonas pusilla CCMP1545
Lineage: Eukaryota; Viridiplantae; Chlorophyta; Mamiellophyceae; Mamiellales; Mamiellaceae
Exons: 1
Coding region: 1-1317 (438 amino acids)
Molecular function (GO): histone deacetylase activity
Source: RefSeq, a predicted model, not a curated record
AUGCGCGGCCUCGUGUGGACCGCCGGGGACGGCGUGACCUCGGUCACGUCCCCCGGGACCUCCUCGUCGAUGCCGAAGGACGCGUACAACGACCCGCUCGCGCGGAAGCGCGCCAUCUUACGCGCGCUCUUCGGCGGGGACGAGCGACUCCGCGGGGGCGCGAUUCGUCACCGCGCCAAGGCGGGGAACCUCCAGCUCCGGCACGUGGACGACGACCUCGACGAGCCGCCCGGGAUCGCGGACUUCCGCCGCGCGGCGUCGUACUGCCACGACCGAGGCAUGCUUCGGUAUCUCGAGACGGCUUGGGAACGGUGGGCGGCGACGCCCGAGGAGGAGCGAUGCCGUUUUUUUCGACGCGCGACGAGCGCGGCGUCCGACGCGUCGUCGUCGACCCCUACCCCAUCCGACGCCAUCCCCGCGCUCGUCCCCGCGAACUACUGCGCGCGGCACGACGCCAUCACGCGUCCCGGCGCGAACCUCCACUCGCAGACGUGCUACUACCACACGGACGACGACACCCCGAUCUUCGAAGGCUUGCUCGGGCAGCUCGUCGCGGACGCCACCGUCGCCGUCGCGUGCGCGGCGCACGUCGUCGUCCAACGCGAACGCCUCGCGCGCUUCGAUCGCACGUUAAACGACGACCCAGUGGACGCGUUCUAUCACUACGCGUGCGUGAACCACCCGGGGCAUCACGCGGGGAAGAGCACGAUGGGGGGGUACUGUUACGUGAACAACGCCGCGAUGAUCGCGAGGGUGAUUCAAGAGCAUCACACGCUGAGGAACCCGGAUCGCGCCAAGCCGGUGAACGUCGCGAUUCUGGACGUGGACUACCACGCCGGGAACGGCACGGCGUCGAUAUUCUGGGAGGACCCCACGGUCUUCGUCGCGUCCAUACACGCGGACCCGAACGGCGAUUAUCCGUGGAAUGCGUGCUUCGAGGACGACGUCGGCGGCGGCGACGGCGAGGGGUUCACGAGGUGCGCGCCGCUGCCCAGGCGCGCGGGAUGGGACGUCUACGAGCCCGCGCUCGCGGGGUCGCUCGACGCGAUCAAAGCGCAGAGGCCUUUCGCGUUGAUCGUGAGCCUCGGUUUGGACGCGCACGCGGACGACCCGGUGCAAGAGAAGGCGACCGCGGGGAUGGAGUUGACGGUUGAUGAUUAUUUCAACGUGGGACGGAUGAUCCGCGAGACCGCGGACGCGGUGGACGCGACCGUGGUGUUCGUGCAGGAGGGCGGGUAUCAGGUCGAGGUCGCGGGCGAGCUCGUGAGGACCGUGUUUAAAGGGUUCGAAGCGGGGGGGGUGUCGAUAGCCGGAUAG